GCUGACGCACCCUAACCGCGAGACCCGGCAGGGCACCAUGCUACGGAGGUGGCGUAAAGUGAGUCGUGCCCGGCGGGCUCUACGGAGGCGGCGUAAGAAGGCCGGGCCAAGUGCUCCGCGGCUGAGGCGUGCUGGUCCCGGCAGCACGGCUGGAGCCGAGUGAGGCCGCACCUCUCUUGUUGAAGUUGGGGAUCAGCCGACGGAGGCGCCUCUCAGCAGCGGACGCUAAGGAGGCGCCGCAGCUCUCAGAGCCAGCCACCCUGUCUCCAGCGUGGGCACUCUGCCUCUCCAUGCUCCCGUUCGAGUGUUGCCGGCCAGAGGUGACCAGGCCCAGCUCUCAGCGUGGCCACUGUCAGGGAGGCCAUGGGGAGCUCCGCCUCCUCCCUGGCCACCGAGACAGAGUCAGACCAUGGCUUCCCUAGGGGGCUGCCCUACCCAGGGCCCUCAGCAACGGCUGGCUGGUGUAGGAGUGGCCCUGGGGCGCCUGUCUGGGGGAGUGCCCUGGUCACCAGGCAGCACCCACGCCCCCGGGCCCGCAGCCACACACACUCACCCGGGUCUAUGGCCACGGUGGGGGAGUGGUCCUGUGCACGUUGCACCUUCCUGAACCCAGCCGGCCAGCGCCAGUGUUCCAUCUGCGAGGCCCCCCGGCACAAGCCUGACCUGGACCAGAUCUUGCGGCUCAGCGUGGAGGAGCAGAAAUGGCACUGUGCACGCUGCACAUUCCGGAACUUCCUGGGCAAGGAGGCCUGCGAGGUGUGCGGCUUCACCCCAGAGCCUGGCCGUGGGGCCACUUUGCUGCCCAUUAUCAAUGGGGUUCUGCCCAAGCCACCCACUGUCCUUGUGGAGCCAAAAGGCAACUGCAAGGAAGAGGCUGGCCCAGUACAGACAGUGGGACUGGAGGCUAUGGAGCCAGCCAGGGGGCGCCCUGAGGAGGGGGAAGCAGAGGAGCUGGAAGACCCAGAGGAAGGGGCAGAACCCAGAAGUGGUUGGGCCUGCCAGCGUUGCACCCUGCACAACACACCUGUGGCCAGCUCCUGCUCUGUCUGUGGGGGCCCCCGGAAACUGUCACUGCCUAGGAUCCCUCCAGAAGCACUGGUGGUCCCUGAGGUAGUGGCCCCCUCAGGCUUCCAUGCUGUACCCACCCCUACCCAGCCAGUCCUUCCUGGGGAAGAUGCUGAGGCUGACCCUCCCUCUACCAGCCAAGCUCCAAAUUCUGCUAACCAGGAACCCCCCAGGGUACCGCCCUUCAGCCCCUUCUCAUGUACCCUACAGAACAACCCUGUGCCCCGAAGUCGCAGGGAGGUUCCUCCUCAGCUGCAUCCACCUGUGCCUGAGGCUGCUCAGCCCUCACCCUCCACUAGCUCCAAAGGCUGGGCUGGGGCUGGGGCUGGGGCUGGAUCCUCCCGCCUUGCAGAGCUUCUGUCAGGCAAGAGGUUGAGUGUGCUGGAGGAGGAAGUCCCAGAGGACAGGCUUAUCCAUGGUGAGACCUGCAGCCCCACUCCAGGCAGUGAUGUCAUUGACCUGACCGGUGACACCGUACGCUAUACACCUGCCAGCCCCUCUAGCCCUGACUUCACCACCUGGGCCUGUGCGAAAUGCACACUCCGGAACCCAACGGCAGCCCCCAGGUGCACAGCCUGUGGAUGCUCCAAGCUACAUGGCUUCCAGGAGCAUGGUGAGCCCCCCACCCACUGCCCAGACUGUGGUGCCAACAAACCAGGUCCCUGUGGCAGCAGCUGUGGACGGUGUCCCUUAGCACACAAGGCUGCCCGCCUUCUAACUGAGCGCCCAGGCCAGUGGGCCUGCCCUGCCUGCACCCUACUCAACACACCCCGGGCCAAACACUGCGCAGCCUGCCACACUCCCCAGCUGCUGGUGGUCCAGCGCCGGGGAGCCACACCUCUGAGGCGCAGGGAAAGCAUGCACGUGGAGAAGCGGCGUCAGACAGACGAGGGCGAGGCCAAGGCUCUCUGGGAGAACAUAGUGGCUUUCUGUCGGGAGAACAGCGUGAACUUUGUAGACGACAGCUUCCCCCCUGGGCCUGCAUCUGUGGGCUUCCCUAUGGGUGACAGCGUCCAACAGCGUGUGAAGCAGUGGCUAAGGCCCCAUGAGAUCAACUGCUCCGUCUUCAGGGACCACAGCACCCCAUGGUCCGUCUUCCACACCCUCCGGCCCUCAGACAUCCUACAGGGGCUACUGGGGAAUUGCUGGUUCCUGAGCGCACUGGCAGUGUUAGCUGAGCGGCCCGACCUAGUCGAGACGGUGAUGGUCACACGUACCCUAUGUGUGGAAGGUGCCUACCAGGUGCGGCUAUGCAAGGAUGGCACUUGGACCACAGUGCUGGUGGAUGACAUGCUGCCCUGCGAUGAAGCUGGCUUUCUCCUCUUCUCGCAGGCACAACGGAAGCAGCUGUGGGUGGCUCUCAUCGAGAAGGCGCUGGCUAAGCUGCAUGGCUCCUACUUUGCCCUCCAGGCAGGGCGCGCCAUCGAAGGCCUGGCCACACUCACUGGCGCCCCCUGCGAGAGCCUGGCGCUGCAGGUCAGCUCCACUAACCCCCGAGAGGAGCCUGUUGACACUGACCUCAUCUGGGCCAAAAUGCUGAGUUCUAAGGAGGCUGGGUUCCUCAUGGGUGCCUCCUGUGGGGGAGGCAACAUGAAGGUAGAUGAGGCUGCCUAUGAGAGCCUGGGCCUACGCCCCCGCCAUGCCUACUCCAUCCUGGACGUCCGUGACAUUCAAGGCUCCAGGCUCCUGCGACUCCGGAACCCCUGGGGCCGUUUCUCCUGGAAUGGCAGCUGGUCUGAUGAGUGGCCUCACUGGCCAGGGCACCUGCGGGGUGAGCUGAUGCCACGAGGCAGUAGUGAGGGUGUCUUCUGGAUGGAGUACAGUGAUUUCAUCAGGUAUUUCGACUCCGUGGAUAUCUGCAAGAUACAUUCAGAUUGGCAGGAGGUACGGGUGCAGGGGAGCUUCCCCAGCUCUGCCAGUGGCCCUGUAGGAGUCACGGCACUCACUGUGCUGGAACGUGCUUCGCUGGAGUUUGCCCUCUUCCAGGAGGGCAGCAGGCGCUCAGACACAGUGGACAGCCACCUACUAGACCUGUGCAUCCUGGUGUUCCGGGCCACUUUUGGCAGCGGUGGUCGCCUGAGUCUGGGUCGCCUCUUGGCCCACAGCAAACGUGCUGUGAAGAAGUUUGUGAAUUGUGAUGUCAUGCUGGAACCUGGCGAGUAUGCUGUGGUGUGCUGUGCCUUCAACCACUGGAGCCCUGCCCCACCAGGGCCCCCUGCCACACAGGCCUCCAGCCCUUCAACAGGGGUCCCCCGAGGCAUCCCUGAGCCGCCUGGCCACGUGCUUGCAGUAUACAGCUCAAGACUGGUCAUGGUGGAGCCAGUGGAGGCACAGCCAACCACACUGGCUGAUGCCAUCAUCCUGCUCACUGAGAGCCGGGGAGAACGACAUGAGGGUCGUGAAGGCAUGACCUGCUACUACCUGACACAUGGCUGGGCUGGGCUCAUUGUGGUGGUAGAGAACCGGCACCCCAGGUCCUACCUGCAUGUCCAGUGUGACUGCACUGACAGCUUCAAUGUGGUGUCCACGCGUGGCAGCCUACGUACCCAGGACAGUGUACCACCUCUGCACAGGCAGGUCCUGGUGAUCCUGUCCCAGCUGGAGGGCAACGCUGGAUUCUCUAUCACACACCGCUUGGCACACCGAAAGGCAGCCCAGGCCUUCCUCAGUGAUUGGACAGCCUCCAAGGGCACCCACAGCCCCCCUCUCACACCUGAGGUCGCCGGCCUACAUGGUCCCCGGCCGCUGUGACCACUGCGCCCUUGCAAAGGGGCUUGUGCAGAUUGCCCACCUGUCCCCCAGAUGCACUUUAUGAGGGAGACCCCAAUGAAGGACGCUUGAACCAGAAUCUCAGGACCCCUGCCCAGGGAACCGCCAGCCACAGCUCCCCCUGGGCUCUCCCAUGCCCUUCUACUCCUCCCCUUCCCUGAUCACCCUCAGGCCCCUAGCCCAGGCUCCCAGCCACUAAGCAGAAUACCUCGAACCAGGUGGGCCACAUGCUAGCCCCCAUGACCUGCCAGCCUCAAGGACAGCAUCCAACAACAGUGGGGUCUGAACCAGGUUGGCCCAUCAUCAUAAACAUGGGCCAUCUCCUGCCAGGGAAAGGUAGCCAGGAGCUUUGUUCACAAAACCAAAUUUGGGGGUCAGAGGCUAGGACUCUGCAGUGAGAGCCAGGACUACCCGUGGCUUUGGGGAGGCAGCCUCUCUGUUUCCCCAGAUCCUGGUUCCCACCUGGAAGAGACAGACAGGGUUCCUGGAGCCCUGGUGUUUGAGCAGCGCAUCCCAGGAGGUGGGUGCCUGGUAGCCACAGACCAGGGCCCCUCCCAUGACACUAUGCAAUUCCUGGAGCGCCUGCUAGGAUCGAAGCCAUGACAGGGCAGCAAGUUGGGAGCUGGGCCAGUCCUGUUACUUGUGGGGUGCUUUGUCCUCAACAACCUAGACUGUGGCUGGCCAGGCUAGGGUCCAGUAGAACCAUGGGCCAGCUUCAUCCUAUGGCCUUCACCUAGCCACAGAGAGGAACCCUAGCGCCAUCACAGGCACAAGGCAGGGCAGCCACUUCCCCUCAAGAAGCCCAGGGAACUGAGCCACCCACCUGCCUGGCAUCCCCUCACUGCUUGUUGAAGCCAAUCUCCUUGUCUGCCACGUGGAUGUCCAAGUCCAGCUUCCUGGGUUCCCUACCCAGCCACCAUGGUCCUACAGGCCCUCGCAUCUUGUGGGGUUUGUAAGGCUUUUACAUCUGGAAACGCAUUCCCCUCUCCCCUCUGGGCCUCCUUUUAUUCUGAGCUGUGAAUAUUUUUAACCUUGUAAAUAUGGCCAGCUCUCCCAACAGAGACCAUUUUCUCAGCUGUCAGUCCCUUCCUGGUUUGAGGACUCCAUGGGCGGUUUCCACUCAGGCUCCAAGGACCAAAUAAAAGCGAUUUGUUUUGUAAA
This is a messenger RNA of Cavia porcellus (domestic guinea pig), 4995 nucleotides long. RefSeq names its product calpain 15 (gene Capn15). The coding region runs from base 364 to 3816 and encodes 1150 amino acids. Gene Ontology annotation, molecular function: calcium-dependent cysteine-type endopeptidase activity. Gene Ontology annotation, cellular component: cytoplasm. The transcript is spliced from 13 exons. Gene Ontology annotation, biological process: proteolysis. The record is from RefSeq and is a predicted model, not a curated record. NCBI's taxonomy places the organism in Eukaryota, Metazoa, Chordata, Mammalia, Rodentia, Caviidae.